CCUCCUCCUCUUCCUCCCGUCGCCAUGCUGCAGGUCGGGGAUGAGGCGCUGGAUUUCUCGGUGUUGUUCCUGCUGGUGUUCGGGCUGUCGAGGAGCGCCGCGGGCUCCUCGCUCCUCACCGCCUCCCUCUACGUCUUCGUGGUGAUGUUCCGCUUCCCGCCGGUGCCGGCGGACCGGGCCGGCCGCGUGCUGCGGCCCCGGAGCCUCUCCGGCGGCGUGCCGGUGGUGGCGCACCGCGGCGGCGGACACGACGCUCCGGAGAACACCGUGGCAGCGAUCCGAGAGGCCAGCAGAAACGGGGCGACCGGCGUGGAACUGGACCUGAGCUUCUCGUCGGAUGGCGUCCCGGUGCUGAUGCACGACGAGACGGUGGACCGCACCACCAACGGCUCCGGGCCCGUCAGUAAACUGCAGUUUGUGCAGCUGAGGAGGCUGGAUGCUUCAGCUCGACACCGGCUGAAGGACCGGUUUAGUGGCGAGAAGGUUCCAACUCUGCAGGAGGCCGUGCAGGAAUGUAUCAAACAUCAGAUGGUCAUAUUCUUCGAUGUCAAAGGUCAACCAGACAAGGCUGCCUCGGUGCUCCAUGAGGUGUAUAAGAAGUUCCCUGUUCUUUACAACUCCAGCAUCGUUUCCUCACUUGAACCUAAAGUCAUCUACAAGAUGCGUCAGACUGACCCCUCGGUGGUCACGGCUCUCACCCACCGGCCCUGGAGGCUGAGCCGCUUCGGGGACGGCACCCCCCGGACCCUGUCCACCUGGGGCCAGCUGUGGACCGGGCUCCUGGACAUCCUGCUGGACUGGGCCCACCAUCACAUCCUGUGGAAACUGUGCGGGAUCUCCGCCAUCCUCGUGCAGAAAGACUUCAUUUCACAUGAUUAUGUGCAGUACUGGGCGGAGCGAGGCGUGGAGGUGGUCGGCUGGACCGUCAACACCGCCGUGGAGAAGGACUACUACCAGAACGUGCUGAAGAUCAGCUACAUCACCGACAGCCUGCUGGAGGACUGCGACCCUCAUCUCUGA
This is a messenger RNA of Salarias fasciatus (jewelled blenny), 1020 nucleotides long. RefSeq names its product glycerophosphodiester phosphodiesterase 1-like. Gene Ontology annotation, molecular function: glycerophosphodiester phosphodiesterase activity. Gene Ontology annotation, cellular component: plasma membrane. Lineage: Eukaryota; Metazoa; Chordata; Actinopteri; Blenniiformes; Blenniidae. The transcript is spliced from 6 exons. The record is from RefSeq and is a predicted model, not a curated record. The coding region runs from base 25 to 1020 and encodes 331 amino acids. Gene Ontology annotation, biological process: phospholipid metabolic process; N-acylethanolamine metabolic process; ethanolamine metabolic process.